AUGGCCUCACAGACGGCACCACCACCGGGGGUCUUCGUCCCCGUCCCUACGUUCUUCAAGUCUGCCGCUGAUUCAAAUGGGCUCGUCGAGUCCAAAGUCGAUAUCGAAACCCAGGUGGCUCACAGCGUGUAUCUCGCCAAAGCCGGCAUCACUGGACUGACCAUCCUCGGAUCAACAGGCGAGGCCAUCCAUCUCUCCCGGAAGGAGAGAUCCGAGCUUGUUGCCGGUGUGCGGGCCGGGCUCACAGAGGCUGGCUUUCCAAAUUACCCGAUAAUGGCUGGGGUACUUACAAACGGCAUCUCUGAAACCCUCGAAUGGUUGGAAGACUACGUAGCAGCCGGAGCUCAGUGGGGUUUAGUCCUGGCGCCUGGCUAUUUCGGAAAGGCUGUGAACCAAAGCAACCUUAUCGAAUGGUUCACAACGGUCGCCGAUCGAAGCCCAUUGCCAAUUUUGAUAUACAACUAUCCGGGUGUUACCAAUGGGCUUAUCGCGGAGCCGGAUACAUACAGAGCCCUAGCCAAGCAUCCCAAAAUCGUCGGAUGCAAGAUGUCUCAUGGAGACGUUUCUUACCAUGUUCAAGUAUCCCUUGACCCUCAAAUUGAUCACAGCAAAUUCCGUGUGUUUAGCGGCUUUGGGCAACAGCUUGGGCCGAUUGUUGUGUUUGGUGCCGCCGGUGUGAUUGACGGGUUGGCGGCGUUCUAUCCCAAGACCGUGGUCAGACUCAUGAAGCUUGCGAACCAAGGAUCAUACCAAGAAGAUGUUUUACAAGAGAUCAGGAAACUGCAGUUCGCUGUUAGCCGUGCUGAAGAGUAUAUUGUUAGGUCUGGAAUCAUUGGCAUUCGGGAAGGCAUCAUCCGAAACACUGGUCUGGGAGCACUUGAAGGAGGUCGACUGCCGCUGAAAGGCAGACUGCCUGAGGCGAAUUGGACCUCGUUGCAUCAAACGUAUUUAUCAGACAUUGAGCAGAUAGAGGCUACUUUGUAA
Messenger RNA from Trichoderma gamsii, 984 nucleotides. Its product is annotated as dihydrodipicolinate synthetase. NCBI's taxonomy places the organism in Eukaryota, Fungi, Ascomycota, Sordariomycetes, Hypocreales, Hypocreaceae. The transcript has 3 exons. Gene Ontology annotation, molecular function: 4-hydroxy-tetrahydrodipicolinate synthase activity. The record is from RefSeq and is a predicted model, not a curated record. Bases 1 to 984 code for a protein of 327 amino acids.